Meriones unguiculatus (Mongolian gerbil) is the source of this 3469-nucleotide messenger RNA. RefSeq names its product interleukin 17 receptor E (gene Il17re). NCBI's taxonomy places the organism in Eukaryota, Metazoa, Chordata, Mammalia, Rodentia, Muridae. The coding region runs from base 99 to 2087 and encodes 662 amino acids. Gene Ontology annotation, molecular function: interleukin-17 receptor activity. The transcript has 16 exons. The record is from RefSeq and is a predicted model, not a curated record.
CUGGUUCUGUGCGCUUCUCACAGCUCCAGGGGCAGGCCCUGCUGCCCUCCUGCAGACAACAAAGUCAUGGUCUCUGUGCCCUGAUCCUGCAGAAGCUCAUGGGGAGCCCCAGACUGGCAGCCUCAUUCCUGCCUCUCCUCCUGCUGCUCAUCAGCCUCGCUGUGUCUGCUCAGGUUGGCUGCCCCUACCUGCCACGCUGGAGCAGCCGCUGUCUACUGGCUUCUCAUGUGAAUAAGAGUUUCACUGGAAGUUUUGCUCAAACCCCCUGCCCUGCCCUCCUAGCCACAAAGCCUUGGUACUGGUCCUGUUGUUGGUGCCUACAUCUGGUGUUACAUCCUUCAGGCCUUCAGUGGGGCUGGUUUCCUGUCUUGGGGAAGAAGUCUAAAAGUCCUUGUAAGUUUGAAUUCUAUUGGAUGCACAGGACUCCAGCAUCCUCCCAGAGGAAGCUGCUAGGCAGCCCUUCCCUGUCUCAGGAAAGCCAUCAUAGUUCCAGCCCCUUCCCAGCCGUCUCCCACAGAGGCCUACGCUCCAAAAGAACCCAGCCUUCAGCCGCAGAAUGGGUAGAACAUCUUCCUAGUGCAGGACCCGAGUUCUCCUUUGAUCUGCUGCCUGAGGCACAGGCUAUUCGGGUGACGGUUUCUCCAGGCCCAGAGGCUAGUGUGCGUCUUUGUUACCAGUGGGAACUGGAAUGUGAAGACAUGAAUAGUCCCUUCGAUACCCAGAUAAUUGUGUCUGGAGGCCACGCUGUAGAUCUGCCUUAUGAAUUCCUCUUGCCCUGCAUGUGCAUAGAGGCUUCCUACCUGCAGGAGGACACGGUGAGGCGCAAAAAGUGUCCCUUCCAGACCCAGCCUGAAGCCUAUGGUUUGGACUUCUGGAAGUCGGUACGCUUCUCUGACUACAGCCAGCACAAUCAGAUGGUCAUGGCUCUGACACUCCGCUGUCCACUGAAACCGGAGGCCUCCCUCUGCCGGAGGCAGGACCCACUCACGCCGUGCGAAACCCUCCCCAAUGCCACAGCACAUGAGUCAGAAGGAUGGUAUGUCCUGGAGAGUGUGGACUUACACCCCCAGCUCUGCUUUAAGUUUUCUUUUGAAAACAGCAGCCAUAUUGAAUGUCCCCACCAGAGUGGCUCUCUCCCGUCCUGGUCUGUGAGCAUGGAUACGCAGGCCCAACAACUGAUUCUUCACUUUUCCUCGAUGACACAUGCAACCUUCAGUGCUGCCUGGAGUAACCCAGGCUUGGGGCUGGAUUCCUUGAUGCCUCCUGUAUACAGCAUCAGCCAGACUCAAGGCUCAGUCCCGGUGACGCUAGACCUCAUCAUUCCCUUCUUGAGGCCGGGGAGCUGCAUCUUGGUGUGGAGGUCGGAUGUCCAGUUUGCCUGGAAGCACCUCUUGUGUCCUGAUGUCUCCCAUAGACACCUGGGGCUCUUGAUCCUGGCACUGCUGGGCCUCACCACUCUACUGGCCAUAGUUCUGGUCCUCCUUUACCGGCGCCUACUGUCAGGCCCGGACCAAGCACGGCCAGUUUUACUCCUGCACGCAGCGGACUCAGAGGCACAGCGGCGCCUGGUGGGGGCGUUGGCGGAACUGCUGCGGACCGCGCUGGGCGGCAAGCGGGACGUGAUCGUGGAUCUCUGGGAGGGGACGCACGUGGCUCGCGUUGGACCACUGCCCUGGCUCUGGGCGGCGCGGGAGCGUGUGGCGCGGGAGCAGGGCACCGUGUUGCUGCUGUGGAGCUGUGCGGGCCCCAGAGCCGCCUGCAGCGGCGACCUGCAAGCCGCGUCUCUUCACAGCCUGCUCUGCGCUGCUCCACGCCGGCUGCUGCUCGCCUACUUCAGUCGGCUCUGUGCCAAAGGCGACAUCCCCCGGCCGCUGCGUGCUCUGCCGCGCUACCGCCUGCUUCGUGACCUGCCGCGCCUGCUGAGGGCGCUGGAUGCUCGGCCUGCCACCCUAGCCACCAGGAGCCACCCUGGGUCUAAGCAGGGCUUGCAAAGCCGCGUGGAGUUGUGUGACCGGCUGGAACUUGAGGCUGCCGAAGUUGACUACCAAGGCUCAACCAACAGUCCCUACGGUUCCAGUUGUCUGUAGCCCAACGGCUGGAACUCCAGAAUUAGUCCUCGAACUUGUACCCUUUUUUUUUUAAGAUUUAUUUAUUUAUUGUAUGUGUAUGAACAUAUACUUUAUUUUUAUGCACACCAGAAGAGGGAAUCAGAUUCCAUUACAGAUGGCUGUGAGGCACCAUGUGGUUGCUGGGAAUUGAACUCAGGACGUCUGGAACAGCACUCAGUGCUCUUAACCCCUGAGCCAUCUCUCCAGCCUGAACUUGUACUCUUUGGGGCUGCUUCUUGCCUCCAAAACCGUAGCCCACACUUCCCCAGCCUCCCUCUCACAUCUGCUUCCUCUCAGAGUCCCUGAGAGAAAGCUGAGCUUUCCUGAUAGGUCCUUAGCCCUUUCUGAGAAAAAGGGGCAAUUUUUUUUAUAUUUAUUUCUUUUCAAAACUGCAAAAAGGACAGCCAUCUGUAUUGUACACUCUAGUCCUAGUCCGGGCUGGAAAGCUGGGUCAAGGUUGGGAGGGAGGAUCUAUCUGUCAAGGUCUUGAAGGGGGUUCUGUUCCACAGAAUUGAGAGAAUCCCCCCUGUAAGCCAGGGGUCCCUCACCCUUUCCCAGGCAGGGAGGGCUAUCCAGAUGUAUGUAGUUUGAUUUGUUUGCUUGUUUGAUUUUGUUUGUUUAAGAUAGAGUUUCACUGUGUAGCCCUGGAAGGCCUGGAACAAAGAGAGAUCUACCUGCCUCUGCUUCCUGAGUACUAGGAUUGAAGGCUUGAGCCACCACAAUUGGUGAGAGAGAGGGUUUUCUUUCAUCCAGAGAGAUGAAUAAAAGCAAACAUAGUAGAUAAAUUAAGGAACACAGCAUGCUGCUCUUGUGUGCCUGGGCCUGUCAGGAAGCCUGCCCUAGGCUUGUAGGACAGCUCACCAGCCCAAGCCCUCUCACUCACUGUCAUCUGUGGUCUCAUUCCCACAAGACUGCCUGUGAAAGGCAAGGAGGACCCAGUACCUCCUGGAUCCUCUCCUCGAUAUGAUUCUCCCAGGAGCAAAGGAAAACCUGAAGUUCAGCUGGCAGCAGGCCGUCCCCACUCCUCUAGUCCCAGCAACAGCACAACAGAACCUCUUCCGAGCUCUGGGUUUCCCAGGCCUGCCUGCUUCUCCAUGUCCCUUGAACCUAGGCCAGGCAGUAGGGAACAGCUCACUUUCUGGUGCCAGUGAGGCACAGAGAAGGAUAUGAAGAACUUAGGCAUCCAGAAAGAGGAGACAAAGGGAACCAGAGGAUCCCAAGGUCAUACAGGAAGUGGAAACGCCCAGGAUGCCACAAAUCUGGGGUCUUCUCAGUCGGAGCCUUUGGUUCUAGUGAGAUCCAGGGUAAGGGUUCCCUCACUCAGCUGAGACUCCAGCGGCGCUGCCCUCCCAGGCCUCCUC